UUCGGGUCGCGUCGGACGUUUCCGAUUGAGCGUGAGACGUAUGCGAUUUCGAAUAGAAUGAGUACGUUAAAGUGUAAUAAUUGUCAUCUCGUUGUGGAUGAGCUUUUGGCUUACAUCCAAAAUAAAGUUUCAAUAGCCAAUGAAGUGAGUUUGGUGCAAAUAUGUGCGUCUGCUUUCUCACGUGAACAAAUUGAGAUAGCGAAUAGCUUACUUCUGGAAGCAUUACCAGCGGAUCUACGCACAAAAACUUUACGCAAAGGAAAAGGCAAGGAAAACCGCCUUUUGCACGACAUCAUAAGUGUAUUUAAGGUAACUGACCCUGAUGUACUACCUGUGUUUGUGGCCAGGGAUUUGGAAAAAUUACCACCUAUAACUUUCGACCAUCUGGACGUCUCCAAACUGCUCAAGGAUUUGAUGCUAGUACAGGCGGAGAUCAAAAGCAUUAAAUCCUCAUAUGCAACUGUUGAGCAGCUAGAAAAUUUCAAAAAGGAAUGCUUGAGCGGAAAAUUACCUUCGCCGCCACUUUCGAUUAUGAAAGUAAAUAUGAAAAGAGGAGGAUACUUUGAUAGCGGACCGAUAGGUUUGUCCCAAUUAGACGACACUAUCGUUACAACGCCGUUGGAACAAUCUAACUAUGAGACAUCUCCGAGGGAAUAUAAUUCAAAUUAUAGAAGUAUUGAUUUGAGUAAAGCGGAGGGUAGUAACUCAGUGCAGUUUCAAAGCACUGUAUCUAAACAUUCGACCGACGAUUGCGUCACACGCGCCGAACGCGGCAUUAUGCGAGUUGGCACUGAGUCAUCAGGCACGUCGAGCGAAUCGAAUGGUCAGCUCGGUGCGACAGCGCAAAUUCGAUCAUAUGCAGGGGUCGCUAAGGUACAUAAUCCAAAUGAAGGCUGGACAGUGGUGCAAAAGAAGUCACAAAAAUCCAAAAACCGCCUUAUUGGCAAAAUGGGAAAUUUUGUGGUAGAAUCAGACGAAAAAUUCAGGGCGGCCGAUAGAAAGAUACCCUUAUUUAUAACAAACGUACAUAAAGACACAGUAGAAUCGGAUAUAAUUAAAUAUAUUGAGAAUAAAACUCAGGAAAGUAUUGUGAGUCUAGAGAAAAUUUCAAUUAAACGGCAAUGUGAACACGACGCUUAUAAGAUUUUUGUUUCACAAAGCAAGCUACCUUUGUACCUUGAUGAGAAUCUAUGGCCACAGGGAAUUAUUUUUCGACGAUUUGUGCACUUUAAGCUUAAACCCAAAUUAAAAUCAAAUGAAACACCCAUCACACAGGUGGCGCUGAGAAACUUGCCAAUUGUUAAUGGAUAAAAACAUAACAUGUAAAUUUGUUUCAUUUAAUUGUAAGAAUGUAAAGCGUUCUGCACAAUGUAUUCGUGAGCUAUGUAAAUCCUCACAUUUAAUCGCUUUACAAGAAUGCUGGUUGCUCAAGGAGGAGCUUUGUUUCCUUGACACAAUAAGCGAGGACUUCAGCUCCACAGGAGUAUCUGCGAUAGACACGUCUACUGGUAUUCUACGUGGGAGACCAUACGGAGGCGUUGCGCUGUUGUGGAAGCGUAGUGUUUUUCAAAAUGUGUCCAUUAUUCAGUGUAAUAACCCGCGUAUUUGCGCUAUCAAAGUAGUGUUACAAGAGAAAUCGUUCGUAGUGAUGAGUGUAUAUAUGCCUACGGAUUCACUUGCAAACCUAAUGGAUUUUACGGACGUACUAAGUUCGGGUGCUGAUGGGGCUGCCCCGAUUUUGUAGCGCAUCAGGGAUGUUCGCGGAAGCACGGGUCGACUGUUUUUAUGCGACUGUACGCAAAAGAUGUGGAUCCCUGGUGAGCAGAGUGCGGGGCAGUACCAACAGCAUUCUAAAGAUGAUUGCGAGCAGGUUGGAUUGCAGAUAUGUGGGUCAUUGCUGCAGUAUUUCUAACGGAAUGGUGCAGCGGUGACACACAUCUGUAACUUAAUAAGUAAUAGGUUUAGGAUAAGUACUAACAUAGAAAAUAAGUUUGCUGUAUUACUAACAAUUAA
This is a messenger RNA of Leptidea sinapis, 2013 nucleotides long. RefSeq lists its product as uncharacterized. The record is from RefSeq and is a predicted model, not a curated record. The transcript has 2 exons. Bases 58 to 1311 code for a protein of 417 amino acids. Lineage: Eukaryota; Metazoa; Arthropoda; Insecta; Lepidoptera; Pieridae.